AUGUCAUCCUCCCCCUCCUCCCCCUCCUUCGCCAACAAAACCAUCGCCAUCACCGGCGCCGCCUCGGGCAUCGGCCUCGCCCUCGCCCAUCUCCUCGCCUCCCGCGGCGCUGCCCUCGCCCUCGCCGACGUAAACGGAGCCGCCCUGACCGCCGCAACGGCUUCCAUCCGGCAGUCUCACCCCACCGCGCGCAUCCUCGUCGCCACCGCGCUCGACGUCCGCGACCGCGCCGCCGUCGCGCGGUGGAUCCGCGAAGCCGCCGACCAGCAACCGCUGACGGGUGCGGCGAACAUUGCGGGCAUCAUCAACAGCGGGCUGAACGUGGAGGAUGUCGAAGAGACGAGCGAUGGGGAGUGGGAGAGGGUUUUGGGCGUCAAUUUGACGGGGGCGAUGGUGUGUUUGAGCGAGGAAGUGAGGGAGAUGAAGAGGUGGACGAGGGAAGAGAGGGAGAAGAAGGAGAAGAAGGAGGAGAAGGAGUUGCGGAACGGUGGUGGUGAUGUCGCUGCCGCCGCUGCCGCUGCCGGUGCGGGCGGUGUUACUGGUGGGUUUUCCAUUGUCAACACGGCGAGCAUUGUGGGAAUCAAGGGCGGGGCGCGGUGCAGCGCGUAUGCAGCAUCGAAAGCCGGAGUGAUUGCUUUGACGAAGAGUGUGGCGAGGGAAACGGGGGAGUGGGGCAUCAGAGUGAAUGCCGUUGCGCCUGGCGUUAUUCUCACGCCAUUGACGGGUUUGGACACCUCUGGUGCAAAAGAGGGUCAGCAAGAGUGGAACAAACUUGCACCCCUUGGCCGCGCUGGGCAACCGGAAGAGGUUGCAGAGGUGAUUGCAUGGCUUUUGAGCGAUAACAGCUCGUAUGUCACAGGCAUGGUGCACGAGGUUGAUGGUGGUAUUCUGGCUUAA
Molecule: messenger RNA, 897 nt
Organism: Diplodia corticola
Lineage: Eukaryota; Fungi; Ascomycota; Dothideomycetes; Botryosphaeriales; Botryosphaeriaceae
Product: short-chain dehydrogenase
Exons: 2
Coding region: 1-897 (298 amino acids)
Molecular function (GO): oxidoreductase activity, acting on the CH-OH group of donors, NAD or NADP as acceptor
Source: RefSeq, a predicted model, not a curated record